Molecule: messenger RNA, 909 nt
Organism: Clarias gariepinus (North African catfish)
Lineage: Eukaryota; Metazoa; Chordata; Actinopteri; Siluriformes; Clariidae
Product: G-protein coupled receptor 183
Exons: 1
Coding region: 1-909 (302 amino acids)
Biological process (GO): phospholipase C-activating G protein-coupled receptor signaling pathway; positive regulation of Rho protein signal transduction
Cellular component (GO): membrane
Molecular function (GO): G protein-coupled receptor activity
Source: RefSeq, a predicted model, not a curated record
AUGAACCUCACCCUCGACCCGACUGUUGCCCCUCUGAACCUGAACACGACCCCUAAGCCCUUCAAUGUCUUUGAUGGAUGUGAGACCAUGGUGGAAGGCGUCCUGUUCGACCUGACAGUGCAAUCCUUUAACUUUGUAAUAGGAUUACCAGCCAACAUCCUGGUCAUUGCUAUCCUGAUCCAUAACCGACACGAGCCGUCCACCUCUGACAUAUUCCUGGGAUGCCUGGCUUUAAUGGAUGGCUACUUCGGGCUCAUGGUCCCUAUAAGCUUCCUGAAUCUCUACUACUGGAAGACCAAGCAAGGAUUUUUGGCGCUGCAGUUCUCCUAUGGCGUGAAAGACACAAGUGGACCGCUCUUCUUUUCCUGUAUCUGUCUAGACAGGUUUAUCGCUGUGGUCUUCCCGAUAGCUUUUAAUCAGUUGAAGCAUAUUAAGUACAGGAUUGGCCUGGCAGUGUUUGUGCUCUGCCUCACCUUUGGUUAUGCCUCUGCCAAAACCAUCGGCGGCUUUCAUAAUUUCGAGAAGGUCUUCACGGCAGAGAUCCUGGCCACGUUCACAUGGAUGCUGAUCUGCAACAUGUCCAUCCUGUGGGCGCUGAAGCGCUCACGAGGCGCGGGCAAGGAUGAAAUGCACCCCAUGAAAAAGAAGGCCUUCAAGAUGGUGCUCUCCAUCCUGUGCAUUAUUAUUUUUAACUACCUCCCUCUGGUGGCCCUGUUCCCCUUCGAGGAUCACUACACGCACGUGGCCUUCAAGUGCUACAUCCAGCCUGUGGGUUACGCCUUCAUGAAUAUCAGCAGCAGCAUCCAGCCGCUCAUCUACCUGUCUCGUCUGGAGAAGAUUCCCUUCCUGCCUAAGUCUUUAACAGAGAAGCUCAGCUGUUGGAAAAAAACAGAGCAAUCACCAGCAUAG